AUGUUGGACACUUUUCGUUGCUCCCAGGUAAGAUCACUGUUUCUUUUUUUUUCUUCAUUUGCAUACUAUCACCGAUGUUUCUCUUUCCCUCCUUUUCUUGCCCAGCUAUUUCUUUCUUUUUUCUAUUAUAUAUGCUACCAUUUCUUCGUUUUCUCCUGCGACUUUUUCUUUCAUUCUUUUUCUUUGGUUAGUUAUUUCUCUCUUUUCCUCCGCUUUUUUCUUGUUUUUUUCUUUCUUUUCGUCUACGAUCUAUUUUUUCUUUUCGUUAUUCUGCUAUUUCAUUUUUUUGUUCGCUUCUUUCUUGCUCUGAUGUUUUUUUCUUUUCCAUCUUUUCUUUUUUUUCUUCUGAUGUUUCUCAUCAUUUCUUUCUUUUUCUUCUUUUUUCUUAUUAUGAUAUUUUCUUUUCUUCAUUUUCUUCUACUACAUCUUUUUCUUCUUUCUUUUCCCGAUGUUCUUUUUUUCUACUUUACUUAUUUUUUUUAUCCUACUAUUUGUUCUGAUGUUUCUACUUUCUCUUUUCUUUUUUCUUUUACUUGUUCAUUUAUUUUUCCUUUUGUCUUUUGUUCUUUUAUUUAUUUCUUUUCUCACAUUUCUUAUGUUAUUUCUCUUUUCCUCCACCUUUUCUUGUUCUAA
Molecule: messenger RNA, 633 nt
Organism: Acanthosepion pharaonis
Lineage: Eukaryota; Metazoa; Mollusca; Cephalopoda; Sepiida; Sepiidae
Source: the annotation of a GenBank genome assembly